AUGGAGUUUGAUCACAAUAAAAUUGGACGAGUGGUAAAAGAGGAUAGAUUAAGCAGCUUACCAGAUGAGCUUAUUCAUAAUAUCCUUUCCUGUCUUGACAUGAAAUUUGCUGUUCAAACGUGUUUGUUGUCAUCAAGAUGGAAGCUUCUGUGGACAUCAAUGCCGUGUCUCAACUUCACUAGUUGGCAAUUUACUUCUUUACCAAAGUUUUCCAAAUUUGUGAAUCAUGUUUUGUCUCAUCACAACCAUCAAGUUGAAGUAUCUACUGUAAAGCUACAUUUCACUGGAGCAGCAAGUCAGGUUUUUGUGAGAAAGAUUGUAAAAUAUGCAUUCUCUCACAAAGUCCAACAACUAACUGUUUAUGGUUCGGCCAAAUACCGCCUUACAAAUUACCCUCCUUGCCUAUUCAGCUCUCAUUCCCUUAAACAUUUAACGUUGACUGCCCAGCAUAGGCCUUGCAUUACACCCAAAACGCCUUGGGACUUUCCAGCUUUAACAACUUUGCAUCUCAGUGACAUCAUAUUGUGUGAAGAUGACACUGAAAAGUCUCUUGAUCUUUUCUCCAAGUGUGUAAACUUAGAGAAUCUCACUUUAGAACUUUUCUCUGUCGGGAAUGUGGAAGUGUUUGACAUCAUUACCCCUCGACUUUCUAAUCUCAUGCUUGCCCAUGGCAACAGUUGUUCAGCAGUCAUCAAUCUGAUUGCCCCUCAACUUGAGAAACUCACAGUAAUUAGUUUCUCAUUCAAGUACUUGAAUGCUCCACCAGGACUUUCAUCUUUGUUAUACUGGGGUCGUCCCCCCCUGCAAUUUUGUAAAGAUCGAUUUUACUCUCUAAACGAAGUGACUAUCUGUUUUAAUUCUUUUGGUUCGCGGUAUAAAGAGGAAGACGCACGCAAGACUAUGAACUUGCUUCAAGAGCUCCACACUGCAAGAUAUCUAACACUUAAUGUGGACAUUGUCAAGUGUAUUUCCUCAUUUCCGUAUUUAUUAUCACACCAUCCAUCACCUUUUAGCAACUUAAUCAGCUUGACCAUAGAUUACCACUUGAAUAGGGAUGCAUAUGGAGAAGAAAUAUCUACUGAAGCUAGAAACUUCUUGCUUGAGAACUCUCCAAGUGCCACUUUAAUCAUGAAAUCACCCUGA
Molecule: messenger RNA, 1143 nt
Organism: Lactuca saligna
Lineage: Eukaryota; Viridiplantae; Streptophyta; Magnoliopsida; Asterales; Asteraceae
Source: the annotation of a GenBank genome assembly